CAUUGUAAUUCAACCAAUUAAAAAGUUGAGAAUUUAAUUUCAAACUCUGAAUAAAUUAUUGGAACUCCCUCCAAAAACCGUUAAUUGAAACAAUGAGCGUUCCCGCCUACGCGGCCACCCCAACCACACAGCUCUCUCCUCCUCCGCCGCCGCCGCCAUCACCAUCCAUACACCCAAACACAACCCCCAACCUAUUUCUCUCCAACAAAAAGUUCCCAAAUCACCAACUUCCCUUGAGACAGACCAACAACAAACCCCCUUCUGACCCCCAGAGUCUCAUGGACCUACUCAAUUUCUCGCCACUCUCGCAACGGCCGAUUAGCAGAGCACGCUGCAGAGUUCACCCGCAUGAGGGUCUCCGGCGUCGAUCCCAAUCACAUCACUUUCAUGACCCUUCUCUCUGCAUGCGCCGAUUUUCCUUCUCGAAGUCUGUGUUUCGGGAAAUCUGUUCAUGGUUAUGUUCGUAAAUUGGGUUUGGAUCGAAACAAUAUCAAGGUGGGUACGGCUGUUGUUGAUAUGUACUCCAAAUGCGGCCUCGUAGAUCUCGCUAGGUUAAGUUUUGAUGAGAUGGGUGUGAAGAAUAGAGUGUCUUGGAAUACGAUGAUUGAUGGGUAUAUGAGGAAUGGUCGAAUAGAGGAUGCAAUUGAAUUGUUCGAUGAAAUGCCGGAGAGAGAUGCAGUGUCGUGGACGGCUUUGGUUUGUGGGUUUGUCAAGAAAGGUCACUUUGAGCAAGCUUUGGAGUGGUUUCUUGAAAGGCAGCUCUCUGGGGUUGAACCCAAUUAUGUGACGAUCAUUGCUGUACUCUCCUCUUGUGCCAAUUUGGGGACACUUGGGUUAGGUUUAUGGGUACAUCGACUUGUUUUGAGUAAGAAAAUCAAGGACAAUGUUCGGAUAAAUAACUCGUUGAUAGACAUGCACGCGCCGUGUGGAUGUAUUGAAUUUUCUCGCCGAGUGUUUGAGAAAAUGAAGAUACGAACUGUGGUUUCGUGGAACUCAAUCAUUGUGGGGUUUGCGAUGAAUGGGAAUGCAGAGGAGGCUAUUGAAUUCUUCAAAUUGAUGCAAAUUGAAGGGUUCAAGCCAGACAUGGUGAGUUUUACUGGCGCUCUUGCUGCUUGGAGCCACGCUGGCUUAGUGGAUGAGGGGUUGAUGCUCUUCGAUGUCAUAAUGAGUGUUCAUAGAAUAUCACCAAGAAUUGAGAAUUAUGGGUGCGUUGUGGAUCUUUAUAGCCGCGCAGGGAGAUUGGAAGAAGCAUUGAAUGUCAUAGAAAACAUGCCCAUGAAACCAAAUGAGGUUGUGUUGGGGUCUUUGUUGGCUGCAUGUAGGACUUAUGGGAAUGUCAACUUAGCAGAAAGAUUAAUGAAUCAUCUUCUUCAAUUGGACCCUAGUAGCGAUUCUAAUUAUGUGCUUCUUUCAAAUAUAUAUGCAGCAGUUGGAAGUUGGGAUGGAGCAAACAUCGUGAGGAAGAAAAUGAAGGAUUUUGGUGUACAAAAGAAACCAGGAAUCAGUUCCAUAGAAAUAGAUUGUGAUGUUCAUGCAUUCGUGGCUGGUGAUAGAUCUCAUGUCGAUACAGAACAUAUUUAUGCAAUGUUGGAGUGUAUGCAGCUUGAGCUGAGGACAUCCGGGUAUAUUCCUGAAUCUAAUGUAGGGGAUUUAUGUGAAUAUGAUUGAAACUUUUCAGUUCUAAAAUAUGUAUAGAUUUAAAUUGUUGUAUGAAAUGCAAUUUUUCUAGUCUAAA
Molecule: messenger RNA, 1735 nt
Organism: Camellia sinensis
Lineage: Eukaryota; Viridiplantae; Streptophyta; Magnoliopsida; Ericales; Theaceae
Source: RefSeq, a predicted model, not a curated record